Molecule: messenger RNA, 1814 nt
Organism: Megalobrama amblycephala (Wuchang bream)
Lineage: Eukaryota; Metazoa; Chordata; Actinopteri; Cypriniformes; Xenocyprididae
Gene: sap30bp
Product: SAP30 binding protein
Exons: 11
Coding region: 84-1007 (307 amino acids)
Biological process (GO): regulation of DNA-templated transcription
Cellular component (GO): nucleus
Source: RefSeq, a predicted model, not a curated record
UAGGCGACGCGCGUUACGGAAACGCCGAGCAUGCGCAGACGGAAUAUAGACCGUAACGUCAACGUUGUGCGCCAGCGCUGAACAUGGCGAGCAGUAAAAGAAAUGCACUUCUCUCUUCACUAGCGGCUUAUGGGGACGAUUCAGAGCAGGAUUCAGAUCCAGACACAGAUGAUCAAGAAGCAGAAUCUCAUGGUGGAUUGGUGUCGGCUAGUUACGGAGUGGAUGACGUGAGCCGUGUGGAAGAGGCAGAAGAGAAGCCCUCGGAAAAUGAGGAUAGUGAUGAGGACAGCACUAGAAAUUCGGAAGAGGAGAAGUCGGACUCAGGGCGGACCCAAGAUGAUGUGAAGGAUGUCCUGGAAGUGGAGGUUAAAGACCCCAAUGAGCUUGUUGCACAGUUUUCGGAGAAGGUUCGGAACAUGUCUCCUGACGAGAUCAGAAUUCCUCCUGAACCUGCCGGGCGUUGUUCCAGUCAUCUGCAGGAAAAGAUCUUUAAGCUUUACGAGCGGAAGCUUCAUGGAGACUUUGAUACAAACAGCCAUAUUCAAAAGAAGAAAGAGUUUCGCAACCCAAGUAUUUAUGAGAAGCUAAUCCAGUUCUGUGGAAUUGACGAACUUGGAACCAAUUAUCCAAAAGAUAUGUUUGACCCCCAUGGCUGGUCAGAGGAUUCGUAUUAUGAGGCACUGGCCAAAGCUCAGAAGGCAGAGAUGGACAAGCUGGAAAAAGCCAAAAAGGAAAAGACCAAGAUUGAGUUUGUGACGGGCACCAAAAAAGGCACCGCUACUAAUGCAGCAGCUCUGGCCACAAACACAACAACUGCCUCAUCCACAGAUGCCCAGAAGAGGAAGAGCAAGUGGGACUCAGCAGUGCCAGUGUCCCUGGCACAACCCGCCCUCCUCACCACCACUGCCACCCUCCCUGGAGUCGUCUCUGUGACCACAACAGCCAGCGGCACCAAGACCACAGUCAUCUCAGCAGUGGGAACCAUUCUCAAAAAAGCUAAGCAAUGACACGAAGAAUGUGACAGGAAAAAAAAAGACCGGAAAUUUCCCUUCAGUUUGCCAGAUUGAUAGUCAAUGGCAGUGCCACAUGUAAACAUAACAAGUCCUGCUGUUUUACUUGAGCAACAGUUGGCUUCAACUGUUUGGCAGCUGGAAUAGAUGGUCUUUAUCUCAUUUUCAGAAAGAGAACAUUUUGGAUAUACAGUAUCAUCAUAACGGCAUAAUUAUACCAGACGUGUUCAACUUUGACUAGCUAUUUCAAAUACAUUCAUCUGAUGGUUCAUGCUUUUUUUUUUUUUUUUGUAUUUAAACUUCUUGGUUGUUUGCUCAGAUGUUUUCCAUUGAAUUCAUGUAUGUAAAAACUAUCCUGCAGCUGUCAUACAUUGCAAGCCACCUGAACUUUCAUGUCCAACAUAUGAAAAAGAUCAAACCUACAAUAAUUUGAGUCAUUUUUUCUUUUCGUUUUGUUUUUCCUUUUAAUAAUCAUUCAUUGUUUGAUAGAAGUCCAGUCAGGUUUGCUUACUAUCUGUCUCCAUUUUCAUGUUUUGGAUAGGUCACAUCUCAGAACACCAAUUAAACAUCACUGGAGUAUUCAUUCGGUAUCUUAUUAAUUUCAAGUAUCAUACAGACCGAAGGGGGUCUUAUAAUUUGGUGAAAGUUCAUUUUUACUUUUUUUCCUGUCAUUUCUAUCUUUUUUUUUUAUUUCAUUUUAGCAAUGCAAGUAGGUAUUUUUUAAAACAUGUAUAUAUUAAAAUGACUGUGGCUUCUCUGUAGCUCAGCAGUGUAAAAAUAAAAGUUUUUUUGUAUCAUUGCAAA